Molecule: messenger RNA, 4428 nt
Organism: Echinococcus granulosus
Lineage: Eukaryota; Metazoa; Platyhelminthes; Cestoda; Cyclophyllidea; Taeniidae
Product: Helicase ARIP4
Exons: 18
Coding region: 1-4428 (1475 amino acids)
Cellular component (GO): nucleus
Molecular function (GO): ATP binding; ATP-dependent chromatin remodeler activity; ATP hydrolysis activity
Source: RefSeq, a predicted model, not a curated record
AUGCCUGGUAGCAAUUGCGGUGGAAGCGCCACAAGCAACAUAACAAAAUAUCCCAGCCGUGGACGAAACUCAAAUUCAUCGCCUAAGUCCCAUCAGAUGGAAUACGAACUAAGCAAAGAUGGUGAACUUGUGCCGGUCCCCAGUGGGUCGAAUGUCCUCUACGAGCGAGAUGGACAAAAAGAUAAUGAAGGAGCCCCUGUGCAUAACCCCAACUGCGAUGAUAAAAUGUCGCCUGAAAUUUCUGUUACUGCGUCAAGAAGUAAACGCAAGCAGACUUUUGAACGAAAAAACAUUAAACGUGUACGUGAGGAGAAUACUCUUAGUGAAGAGGCUCAGUCUGCUCAGAAAGCGGAAAUGGAGCGACGACUUAGGCUUCAAAUGGAAUAUCAGGCACAGCUUCCGAAGUCGAAUAAUUCUGAUCUUUGGUCUCCAAUGUCCAAUAUUUCCACCGAUCAACCGACUCCUUCGCUUCCUUGCCCUGAGGCUAUACAAAUGAAGCCUAAACUAGGCAAAGAUGUGAAAUCGUACGACAAACCCGUUUUUGAUAAGUUGAUCUCAAAAACAAGUGCUUUGCAAACAGCCUCAACUGCAUCCGAAAAACUGUUCAAACAGAAACAACUUCAAGCCCUUCAAACGGGUGAUACUGAGGAGACAGCAAUUGUUUUGCUCGGUGACUCCGACGAUGAAAUCGAGCUUCCUAUUAAUGAUGCUGAAAUAAAAAUUACGAACAAUCAGGUAAUUGAACUGAGUGAUGACGACGAUCUCGACGUGGUGGGAGAUUAUGGUAAUGAUGGUGAUAACAGGGAAGAAGAUGAAGUGCAAGCGGAGUUUUGUGAGCUCCGUGAUGCUGAAAACUUACCCGACACCGAGGGCCGCAUUUGCAUCCGCCGUGGCUCUACGACAGCCGAGUCCUUCUACCUCGCUCCACACAUCGCCCGUGUUAUCAAGCCUCACCAGGUGAGCGGUGUGCGGUUCCUGUUCGACAAUCUGGUGGAGGAUCAGACGCAAUUUGAGCGCAAUUCCGGGUUUGGUUGUAUUCUGGCGCAUUCUAUGGGCCUAGGCAAGUCCAUCCAAGUGAUCGCUUUCCUCGAUCUCAUCUUCCGCUACUGCCGUCCUCCCCCUCGCACGGUCCUCCUCAUCGUUCCCAUCAAUACCCUCCAGAAUUGGCAAACAGAGUUCCAAACGUGGCUUCCAUCUGUCCUCUACCCUACUGAUGAGGAGAAGCCAAAAAUAAAUGGCCAUCAAUCCAUUUCUGCCACCGACUUCAAUGUUCCCACCACAGUGACUGCAGUGACGUCGCACCAGCUGCCUCCUAUUGCACAUUCGGAGCCCUCUCUCCUCUCUCUCAUCAAUGACUCUCCUCCUCCGCCUCCCCCCUCGAAUCUCUCUGGGGUAGAACAAAGUGAGAUGAGGGUUGCGACUGGUGAACCGCAAUUCCCACCUCCUCCACCUUCUACAUCGCCACUCGUAGAGCAAUCAAAAGCCGAAGAGGCGGUCCCGGAAGCUCCAUCUUUCCGGUUACAUGUGAUCAAGGAUACUACCAAAUCUCUUGAUGCUCGGUAUCAGGUGGUUUCAGAAUGGGCCCAAGUUGGAGGCGUCCUUCUCAUGGGUUAUGAGAUGUUUCGACUACUAACAAAUCCACGGAAGCAGAACCGAGUAAACAGUGUUUCUAGUGGGAGUCCCUUUGUCUACAGCGGCGGCAUCCCAAUAAACGGCUCCACGAGCGCCCUCUUCUCGCCUUCAAGCCUAUUACCUGACUACGAAAAGCCCUCUAGCAGGAAGAGAAAACGCCCAAUCACCAUUGACGUUGAGAAGGAGGAAAAGGAGGAACAUAUGCUUUCUGAUAUGCGUAUUGCCUUGACUGAUCCUGGUCCUCAAAUUGUUAUUUGUGAUGAGGGCCACCGCAUCAAGAACAGUGAGGCGUCGAUUUCCAGGGCUUUAAAAGCUCUUCGAACCCAGCGUCGGGUGGUGCUAACAGGGUAUCCAUUGCAGAACAACUUAAUGGAGUACUGGUGCAUGGUGGAUUUCGUGCGUCCCAACUAUCUGGGCACGAAAGCCGAAUUUACCAACAUGUUUCAGCGUCCCAUUGAGAAUGGACAGUGUGUGGACAGUACAGAGGCAGAUCGAAAACUAAUGCAGGGUCGUGCCCAUGUGCUACAUGAACUUCUCUCCGGUUUUGUUCAACGUCGGUCUCACGCAGUUCUUAAGGCGAGCCUUCCCCCGAAGCAGGAGAUCGUUUUGAUGGUUCGAAUGUCUCCGCUACAACGACGUCUUUACACUGCCCUCAUGAAUCACAUCUCUAACUCCUCCAAUAUGUACGGCACCGUCCUACCUCCAGCCAAUACAUUGCAAACCUACGCAUUGUGCUGCAAGAUUUGGAACCAUCCCGACGUAUUGUGGCGGGUGGUCAAGGAGAACGUGGACGAAAUGAUGGACUUUGAGCUGGAUGACGCAUCAAACACAGCAAAUGGAGGUACAAACCAGCGGACAAAGCGAAAAGUUAACGGGAGUAACCCAGUGGUUUCUGGUGGGAGCUCGACCAUCGAUGAUAAGUACGCAUGGGUAACUAACGAUCUCUGGGGUGUUGACUUCAGGGCUGGUGAUGUUCGCAACAGUGGGAAGCUAAUCCUGUUUCUUUCCCUCCUUUGGGAGAGUGUUCGUAUGGGCGAUAAAAUGCUCCUCUUCUCUCAAUCUUUGAUGACGUUGGAUCUCAUUGAGCGUCUUCUGGGUCGACUCCCUCUGGAUUCAGAGAGGCCACCUUCGCCAUCACAAUCGCAGACGUCUCAGGAACAGCUACAUCAACAGCAAUUGGAGGAGGAGGAAGAAACAGAGAAAACUGUACACUAUCGCUUUAACCGUCGAAUGGGAAAUGAUCCAUCUAAGCAGCCUCAGGUGUGGGUUAGAAAUGUGCAUUACUUCCGGCUGGAUGGAAGCACAUCUGCCACUGAUCGGGAUCGUCUUAUUCGGCGUUUCAAUGAUCCUACCAAUUUGGUCAGGCUAUUUCUUGUUUCAACAAGAGCCGGUUCCCUUGGAGUGAAUCUUGUCGGCGCUAACCGGGUUGUGGUAUUUGAUGCUUCGUGGAAUCCUUGUCACGACUGUCAAGCUGUAUGUCGUGUCUAUCGUUACGGACAGGAGAAACCCUGCUACAUCUACCGCCUUGUCUCCGACAACACAAUGGAACGCAAAAUAUACGACCGUCAGGUAAACAAACAAGGUGUGUCGGAUCGUGUUGUUGAUGAAAUGAACCCGGGACAGCAGUUCACACGAGCUCAAGUGGGAAUUCUGACAGCCUAUGAGGAUAAGGAAAUGCCUUCACUCUCUGAUGAGGAUUUGCAGUCUAUAUCCGAGCUCACGAGUGGCGAUUUCGUUCUAAAGGCAACUUUGGAGCGCAAUAGGGAGUGGAUUACAACGAAACCCUUCACUCACGAGUCCCUCUUGAUCGAUCGGAAGGACUACCGCCUAACGCGUGUUGAGAAGCGUAUUGCACGCCAGCGCUAUGAGGAGGAGCGCAGGGUCUCCUCCUCUUCCUCCAUGUACAGAAGCAGUGCUGCCGCGACCGUCCUCCAGUAUCAUCAGUACAUGAUGGCUGCUGCCGCCGCCUCUAAUGCCUCCUUUAAUCCCUACGGCAAUAUGCCAGUGAACUUCGCUCCCCCUUCACAACGCGGUACUCCAAACAUUCUCUCGAGGAGCACCAACACAAUACACCAUCAGACCCAUCCCAUUUUCCCUCCCACACCCUAUUCCUUCAUACCGCCUGUGAUGGAUGAUUCAGCCGCACGCCGCUACGAGGGCAUCCAGCGUAACCGAAUGCUACAAAAAGACCUCGACGAGGCUCGUAUUCGUGCAGUGUCUCGCGAGAUCGGUAUUACUCUCCCUAAUGGACCCCUAGGAAAUGACUAUAAAAUUACUCGUGUUGCUGCAUCAACGGACCUCAUUUUCCCUCAAUCUACACAUCCACCGGCGCCUGAACGGAGUAUCUCCAAGGGCGAAGUAGUGGAGAUCAUUCAGGCGGGCAACAACGGCAAGUACCUUCGACUGCCUCGCACUGGCGACAUCUAUGUCGUAAAACCGGCGGCCAAGGAGACGAGUGAAUCAAAUGAUACUCCACAGCAGCAGCAGCAGGCGCCGCAGCAGCAUGGAGAAAUGCAGACCCAGAUUGGGAAGAUCACUCAAUCUGCCUCGACUUCCCUCCCACUCCCACCUUCGUCCGUCUCGCCUCCCUGUUCGCGGUGUCGACAUCCCACCUCAGCGAGCUGUCUCUGCUCCAGCAACCUCUACUCCUUUCCCUCAGUGUUGACUCCUGCUUCUGCUCCGCCCCCUCCUCCUCCCUCGGCAGCCAUAUACCACCCUCCUACUUACACAAAUCAGUAUGCUCCGGCGGGGUCCUACGUCCCUCCCACUACGCCCCAAAGCUACCCGAAUUACUGA